Belonocnema kinseyi is the source of this 1514-nucleotide messenger RNA. Its product is annotated as facilitated trehalose transporter Tret1-like. Gene Ontology annotation, cellular component: membrane. Gene Ontology annotation, biological process: transmembrane transport; carbohydrate transport. Gene Ontology annotation, molecular function: sugar transmembrane transporter activity. The transcript is spliced from 6 exons. Bases 71 to 1453 code for a protein of 460 amino acids. NCBI's taxonomy places the organism in Eukaryota, Metazoa, Arthropoda, Insecta, Hymenoptera, Cynipidae. The record is from RefSeq and is a predicted model, not a curated record.
CUAGUGGAUGAAGUCACAAGUUUGAUAACAUGCCAAGAAGAUUUUUUUGGUUAAUUAUUUCAAGCAAAUAAUGUCUGAAGGGAAUCAGAACUUUUGUCAAAAUUUGAUCAGGAGACGACUGCAAUAUGGGGCUGCAAUCACAGCAUGUCUGGGUGGUUUUUGCUUGGGUUGCUGUCUCGGAUGGAAUUCUCCAUGUUCCGAAUUACUGAAACAGAAAUAUGAUUUUCCAACCUACCAGAGAAAUCUUAUCGGUGCUGCCUUGCCCCUAGGAUGUCUUUUGGGAGUGAUGAUCGUGCCCUUUCUGGUUGAUAGGAUUGGACGAAAAAAUACCAUGUUGGCCGCGAUUCCACCAUUUUUUUUUGGCUGGCUUUUAAUUAUAUUUGCCUCAUCUCAUGUGUCUUUGUAUAUAGUUGGCAGAUAUAUCACUGGAUUUUUUAGUGGCAUGUACUGUGUUGUCACUCCGAUUUAUUGUGCAGAAAUCAGUGAAAAAGAAAUUCGAGAUUCACUGGGUGUAUUCUUUCAAUUGCUCCUCGUAAUUGGCAUUCUCUAUGCUUUUUGUACCGGAUAUAUUAAAGAUGUUGUGUGGAUUUCGAUUCUGAAUGGAGUUACUCCCUUGGUUUUUGGAGUAAUCAUGUUAUUCAUGCCCGAGAGUCCUUUUUAUUACAUCAUGAAAGAAAGAGGAGAGGACGCUCAAAAAGCCUUGCAAAAGUUUCGAGGAAAGGAUCACGACUGUGAAGCUGAAAUUCAAGAAUUCCAAAAUGUCGUGGCUUUAGAUAAAGCAGAAGCUUUGAGUUUCAAGUACAUGUUCAAAAAGUCCUUAAGGAAAGUGCUUUGCGUUGCUUACGGUUUGAUGAUAGCACAACAGUUAUCUGGAAUCAAUGCCAUCAUUUUUUAUGGUGUUACCAUUUUUGAGGCUACUGGUACUGAAAUGGAUUCUCUGACACAGAAUGUCUGUGUGGGAGUGGUACAAGUCAUAUCUUGUACUUUUGCUGCUGGAAUCGUCGACAAGGUGGGUAGAAAGUCUUUGAUGGUCGUUUCAGAAAUUGUGAUGUGUGUAUGUCUCGUCGCAUUGGGAAUAUUUUUUUCUGUACAAAAACAUAACCCUGAUAUGUUGGAAAAACUCGACUGGCUUCCACUCUCUUCGUGUUGCAUUUACAUAGGAGCAUUUUGCAUUGGAGCAGGUCCCAUUCCAUGGUCAUAUAUGGGUGAAAUUUUUCCAACGAAGAUAAAGGGAACAGCAUCUUCGAGUGCAGCACUUCUCAAUUGGAUUCUGGCCUUCGUGGUUACGAUUUCAUUUGAAAGUAUCGCUGAGGCAAUUGGAAAUGAUGUGAUAAUUUAUAUAUUUGCAAUUAUCUGUGCUCUAAGUGCAGUCUUUUUAUUAUUUUCAAUGGUGGAGACCAAAGGAAAGACUUUCAGUGAAAUUCAGGAAGCUUUUGGUAUCAUGGAAAACUAGAAAUAACACUCCUUUGUUCCUCUUUAAGCGAAGAAAAUUGUUGUAUUGUAUUGAGAAGUUU